AUGUCUUCAAGCAUCAACGACAACAUCAACAACCAGACACCCGAGCCCAAGUCUUGGCAGGCCUGCUUCGACAGCGAUAACACAGAAACCUUCGUGACACUGCCUUGCGACCAUCCCUGGUGCCGCGACUGCAUCUCUCAGGUCUGCACUCAAGUGCGCAACGAGCGCGACUGGCCCGUGAUAUGCGACGAAGGCUGCACUAUCCCCGAAGAGAUUGCACUGGAGACUCUGCCUGAAUUCGAAGCCACGCAUCUGAAGGAGAAGUUGCGAGAGCUGAAAAUGCCUGUCCACGAGCACUAUUACUGCGCCAACAGAGACUGUGGAGAGUUUAUCGCGACGGUCGCCAUCGACCCCUUGGCUCGCUGUGGAGAGUGUGGCUGCAAGACAUACAAGCAGUGUCGUGCACUCGAGCACGAGGGUGAUUGUGAAGGACCCAGCCAAGAAGACGAACAAGCACUCGCUCUCAUCAAGAAGGAAGGAUGGGCAGAAUGCUCGAAGUGCAGCAGAGUGAUAGAAAGGGGACAAAGAUGUCCUCACAUGACCUGUUACUGUGGCUAUGAGUUUUACUACCACUGCAAAGGUCCCAUCCUCGCCUGCAACGGAUGCGGGCAUUUGGAGCCAGACAACAGACCAGCAGCUCAAGCCCCAAUUGCAGCAACACUCAGACGCGUGCAGCAAGAAAACCAGAACCCAUUCGAAAUGAUACAGACCUCAAUCUUCUCUUUGAGGAUCUCCGCUCCUCCUGACUCGGCUUUUGGUUUGACUCGAUGGUUUAACGACCGACUCCACGAAGACGGUUAUCGCGGCCCUAGGGUAUUCUUUACUGCCGAUCGGUCUGCCCAUUUCAUCCCUGGAGACGUACCUGGUAUUGCGGGGCUUGAGGUCUCCGACAACAUGCUGUUUUCGCUUUUUGGCACUGCUCGGUUGGAGGUGCAGCCUGAUGGUACUUCUCCCUGUUCGACGCAGAGGAGGAAACCGAGCAGGACGACCAACAGGGUGAUGACGAGGAUGAGGACUGGGAUAUGUGAAGGCACAGUCAGGAGGUUGUACUUGGGGGUUGAGCUUUUUUUCUCUGUUACUCGGUCCUUCUGA
Messenger RNA from Aureobasidium vineae, 1092 nucleotides. The record is from the annotation of a GenBank genome assembly. Lineage: Eukaryota; Fungi; Ascomycota; Dothideomycetes; Dothideales; Saccotheciaceae.